UUUCAUUUUAUUUUCCUAUUGUGUUUCAUCCAAAAUAAGAGAAGAGACCAUGGAGGUCAACCAUUUCAUCCUCGCCCUUAUCUCUCUCUCUUGUCUCUUCUCUGUCUCUGCUAAUGCCCCUCCACCCCUUUCCAAUGCUUCUAGCCCUGCUUCUUCAGAACUUUAUGAUAUGAUCGAGGUCAUGUCUGAAUCACCGUCACCAUUUGCAUUUGAUGGUACAACAUUGGAAAGCAUUGAUGAUUUAUUGAGCAUACUACCUGGUGGUGUUGACCCUGCCCUUCAGCAAAUCUGUGGGAACACCGAUCACCCCGUCGAAUGUAUCAUAGCAACUAUGCCAUUCCUAGAUGAGAAUGCUCCUAUUGAGCCUCUUUCUGUCCUUAAAGCUGGGAUUAAAGCAAUGGAUAACCAGACCAAAAAUGCAUUGGCGGAGGUUACAAAGCUUUCAAUGGACCCCACUACCCCUAAAACUAUUGUUCCCAUCCUUCAAACAUGCAUUGAUGUCUACAAUAGCAUUCUUAACAGUGAUCAAAAAUCCCUUGAAGCCAUCUCCAACCAUAACCUUGUUCAGUUGAGCACAGAGCUAGGCACCAAUGUGGAAAAUGUACUCGGUUGUGACAAUGCUUUCAAACAGGCUAAGCUUGAAUCUCCAAUGAAGGACAUGGAUGCAAUGCUUGCAAGUAUCAUUAGCAACACCUUGACCAUUGGUGUCGACAUGGUCCACUUUUAGAGGAACAAACGAUUAAAAGGACGACUACAAACACAUGAAGCCUAAGUGGGAUAUUAUAAUUUUAUUGUUUCAUCCUUUGAAAAGAAGCAGGAAGUAUAUAAGAACCUUAGUCACUAUUUCUUAUUGUUAAAUGAAGAUAUAAUUUGCUCAAGA
Messenger RNA from Gossypium raimondii (Peruvian cotton), 880 nucleotides. RefSeq lists its product as uncharacterized. The record is from RefSeq and is a predicted model, not a curated record. Lineage: Eukaryota; Viridiplantae; Streptophyta; Magnoliopsida; Malvales; Malvaceae. The transcript has a single exon. The coding region runs from base 50 to 727 and encodes 225 amino acids. Gene Ontology annotation, molecular function: enzyme inhibitor activity.